GAAUUUUGGGCUGCUUGCCACGCUUCUUUUGUAUAAAGCCGACCCUGCCCCCGCCUCACCUAAUUGUCAAGAGACAGGAGGACUGCCAAACCCACACCCAUACAAGGGGCAGGCAAGGCCGCAAGGGGCACCCUCCUCAAGCCUCAAGCAACCAACGCAGCGCCAAGGAAGAACCCCUCCCUUCUUCCACCGAUCCUUCCCUCCUUUCCUCGUCCUCACCGGCGACGACCCGCAGCCAUGGCAAUGGCUUACAAGAUGGCGACGGAGGGGAUGAACAUCAAGGAGGAGUGCAAGCGGUGGUUCACGGAGAUGAAGUGGAAGAAGGUGCACCGCUUCGUGGUCUACAAGAUCGACGAGCGGACGCGCGCCGUGCUGGUGGACAAGGUGGGCGGCCCCGGGGAGGGGUACGAGGAGCUCGUCGCCGCGCUGCCCGGCGACGACUGCCGCUACGCCGUCUUCGACUUCGACUUCGUCUCCGUCGACAACUGCCAGAAGAGCAAGAUCUUCUUCAUCGCAUGGUCGCCGGCGGCGUCGAGGAUAAGGGCCAAGAUUCUGUACGCGACGUCGAAGCAAGGCCUGCGGCGGGUGCUGGAGGGGGUCCACUACGAGGUGCAGGCCACCGAGCGCUCCGAGAUGGGCUUCGACGUCAUCAGAGAGCGCGCGCAAUGAGCGAGCCGCCGCCCAGAGCGAGCUUUACUAUGUUGGUGUGCCUGUCGCCGACGAUCGCCGGUGUACUAUAAUCGAACGGACGCUGAUUGGGGCUGGCUGGCUGGUUGGUGUGCUCUGCCAGCAGUCUCGCUCGAUGCGAUCUGACGAGGGUUUGGGCUUUGAUUUAGAAAAAUUAUCGAUCCGUGGCUUGAGAUUGUGCCGUACGUGCGUGUGAUGUAUAGGAGGAGCUGAGAGAGUGGCAGCGGAUUAAUGAAACGUCCCAUCUCUGCGUGCGACGUGGAAAUUCCACUGAUGCUGA
Aegilops tauschii subsp. strangulata is the source of this 967-nucleotide messenger RNA. Its product is annotated as actin-depolymerizing factor 5. Gene Ontology annotation, cellular component: actin cytoskeleton. The record is from RefSeq and is a predicted model, not a curated record. Gene Ontology annotation, biological process: actin filament depolymerization. Gene Ontology annotation, molecular function: actin binding. NCBI's taxonomy places the organism in Eukaryota, Viridiplantae, Streptophyta, Magnoliopsida, Poales, Poaceae.